AAUAAAAUGUUUGAUGUUAAAAUCGUGCACCUACUUUUGUUCCACCGAAAUCACGUAACGUGCAUGUUUUGUGUCCGAGCGGGCCGAGCCAUUCAAACCGGAGCAAAUUAGUCAGGCGCUGGUGGCUUCAGCGAGUCUCGGCCAAUCAGCGAGCAGCGUCGCCAAAAAGGUCCCGCCUCUGACGAGAUUCUUGGCCACCCAUUGGCUGACACCGAGAGGCAGCCCAUGUCGGGGGCGUGGCUCUUCCGUGACGGUGAGCUCCAUCCAAAAGGUGCGACGCGGACGAGCUGCAGCCGGGAAGAGGACCACGACUGCCGGGGAGAGCGUCACGGUUGUCCCGCGGAAGAGAACGGCAAAGGGUGGACCUGUCGAAACGCACCAAAAAAAAAAAAAACCAAAAGGAGCUCGUUCAAGUGUAAAGCUGACGUCGAGCGGCACUCCGAGGCAAACGUUCCAGGCGCAAGUGGUCCUGCUGCAGACAUGAAAAGCGACACGGAAGUCGCCAGGAGGCGAGCGCAAAACGGCGGCCGCGGCCGGUCGGCGUCGGACAAGACGGCGGAGCCCGUGCGGUGGGGGAGAGCUUGGGAGGUGGACUGGUUCUCUCUGCUGAGCGUGGUGGCCCUGCUGUGCUCGGCGCCGUUCAUCGUCUUCUUCUUCGUGAUGGCCUGCGACCAGUACCGCUGCUCGCUCGCGCAGCCCGUCCUGGAGCUCUACAGCGGCGAGGCCACCCUGUCCUCCAUCUGGGCCCGGGUGCCCUCCGUCACCUGGUCGGCCGCCAGGAUCUACGCCGGCUGGGUCGCCUUCCAGGUGCUGUUGUACACGUGCGUGCCCGACGUCCUCCACAAAGUGCUGCCCGGUUACGUCGGGGGAGUUCAGGAGGGCGCGCGAACCCCCGCAGGCCUGGUCAACAAGUACGAGAUCAACGGGCUGCAGUGCUGGCUCGUCACGCACGCGCUGUGGCUGGCCAACGCCGGCUACUUCCUGUGGUUCUCGCCCACCGUCAUCUUCGACAACUGGAUCCCGCUGAUGUGGUGCGCCAACGCGCUGGGCUACAGCGUGGCCACCUUCGCUUUCGUCAAGGCUUAUUUGUUCCCCACCAACGCGCGGGACUGCAAGUUUACAGGCAACGUCUUUUACAACUACAUGAUGGGCAUCGAGUUCAACCCCCGCGUGGGCAAGUGGUUCGACUUCAAGCUCUUCUUCAACGGGCGCCCGGGCAUCGUGGCCUGGACCCUCAUCAACCUUUCCUACGUGGCCAAGCAACGAGAGCUCUACGGCUACGUCAGCAACUCCAUGGUGUUGGUCAACGUCCUGCAGGCCAUCUACGUGUUGGAUUUCUUCUGGAACGAGACCUGGUACCUGAAGACCAUCGACAUCUGCCACGACCACUUCGGCUGGUACUUGGGCUGGGGGGACUGCGUGUGGCUGCCGUACCUCUACACGCUUCAGGGUCUGUACCUGGUCUACCACCCGGUGCAGCUGUCGGAGGCUCACGCGCUGGCCGUGCUGCUGCUGGGCCUGGCGGGCUACUACGUCUUCCGCGCCGCCAACCACCAGAAGGACCUGUUCCGCCGCACGCAGGGCGCCUGCGCCAUCUGGGGCCGGCCCCCUUCCUACAUCGAGUGCUCGUACCGCUCCGCCGACGGCGGCGCGCACCGCAGCAAGCUGCUGACGUCGGGCUUCUGGGGCCUGGCGCGCCACUUCAACUACACGGGCGACCUGAUGGGCUCGCUGGCGUACUGCGCCGCCUGCGGAUUCGGACAUCCGCUGCCGUACUUCUACGCGGUCUACAUGAGCGUCCUGCUGGUGCACCGCUGCCUGCGAGACGAGCACCGCUGCGGAAGCAAGUACGGCGCCGACUGGAAGCGCUACACGGACGCUGUGCCGCACCGACUCGUCCCCGGGAUCUUCUAGCCGCGUUCGCGGCCCCCCCACCCCCGCACGAGGAACUAAAGAGCGCCGCCGUGGACCGAAUGUCUUGCGGUCCGAUGACUUGUGACGAUCGCCACCAGAGACCGAACCAGUCACGUCUUGCCCGGCUGGCACCUGCGGGAAAGGUUCCGGUGUCCGUUUCAUCAACGUUUUUGGACCGACUUCCUUGCAUACACUGCCGAUGACAUGAGUUCAAAGUGGUUUUAGAUCACGCGUGUCGAAGUCCGGAAAUAGUGCACGUCAUGCCAAAUACCUUUUACUUUUUUUUUUGCUUUAAUUCCAUAUCUUUUACAAUCUAUUUGAUGGAACACUGAAUUAGGAGCACAUCUCUUUACAUAUAUUUUUUAUAUCAAAUUGCUAAUUACUAGAUAUCCAACAUUUAUACAAAAAAAUCAAAAUCAUGUAAUAACGCUAUAAUAAGGGAUUUCCCUUAUUAUAGCGUUAUUACAUGACCCUCAUCCAUUUUAAAGGUCGCAUUAACAACUGGCAAAACCAUCUUUACAAAUGGUAGGAAUUCAAUAAGUGCUCACUCGGUAAUGUUCAGCGUGACUGAUGUGCACGUCAUAUGCAAAAUUAUAACACUUUCUCAAAAACGGUCGCUAAGGGCAUCACAAAAGCUUCAAUUUAACAUGAAAUAUUGCACUUCCAAGACUGCUUUUGUAAAGUUUAUGCAUUUGAACGAGGAUGCUCUUUGAAGCAUUAAUGCUGUGGAAACGUAUUUAUGAAAAAAAAAAAAAAAAAAAGAUCAUCAUCCUCAAUGCAAAUGAAUUGAUGGAAUGAAAAGCGAUUUGAUGAAAUUCACGUCUCCGCUUCAAGCUGACAUAUUCCACGUGGCCGGUAGAGGGCAGCAAAUGACAAUCAAAGUUUACUUUUUGUUUUUUUUUUUAUUUGCUGGUAUGGUAAUAGUGUCUUAAUAUCAUAUUUUGUGGGGAAUUUUAAAUGAUAUUUUUUUUGGGGGGGUGCAUUUAAAAAUAAAUCUUAUCUACAAAUGACCUGGCCUGUCUGUACGUAUUAAAAAUGAAAUGUGCCUCAUGAGUUGAACUCCAGCCCUCCUGCAGUCGUUCAAGUUUUGUCUUUUUCCCCCCUUACAUUUGCAUAAAAGUUAAGAAUUCUAGAAUUUUAUUUAUAUCAGCAUGUAAAUAUGCAGAAUA
Messenger RNA from Syngnathoides biaculeatus (alligator pipefish), 3083 nucleotides. RefSeq names its product 7-dehydrocholesterol reductase (gene dhcr7). Bases 226 to 1914 code for a protein of 562 amino acids. Gene Ontology annotation, cellular component: endoplasmic reticulum membrane. The record is from RefSeq and is a predicted model, not a curated record. NCBI's taxonomy places the organism in Eukaryota, Metazoa, Chordata, Actinopteri, Syngnathiformes, Syngnathidae. The transcript has 8 exons. Gene Ontology annotation, biological process: brassinosteroid biosynthetic process; cholesterol biosynthetic process. Gene Ontology annotation, molecular function: 7-dehydrocholesterol reductase activity.